AUGCCCGAAACAAGCACUACCUCUCCUAGUCAAGCUCCAAUUAACCCCACCGAUCACCUACCUCUAUCUCUCUUCAGAUCCGACACCAUUCCACCCGCCCCAACCCGAUCCACUUCCACCAUCGACUGGUUACCUGACUUUUCCGGUUACUCAUGGGUCGCGUAUGGAGCCUCCUCUCUAUUAGUGAUCUCUCACUUACCCUCUCCACUCUCUCCCGAAGAAACCGCUAUCGGUCCCAUUCUCCGGCAAGUUUUCGAGCUCUCCGGCGACAAUUUGUCGCCUGUCAAUGCCGUUUCCUGGUCUCCGGUGACUCCGUCUGUAGGUGAGCUUGCGGCCGCAUCAGAUAACUGUAUCUCCGUGCUCGUGCAUGAUUCAACGAGCUUCAAAGGUUCUUUUUGUUGGAGUCAGAAUGCAGUGCUUGUACAAUCUACAAAGGUGGGAGCAAUCAAAUGGACAGGUUCCGGGGAUGGGAUAAUUUCUGGUGGAAUUGAUGUGGUUUUGUGGAGGAGGAGGAACAUGUCGUGGGAAAUAGCUUGGAAGUUUAAAAGAGACGUGCCUCAAAAUCUGGUUUCGGCUACUUGGUCAAUUGAGGGACCUUCAGCAACUGCAGCUUAUCUGAGUGAAGUAGAUGUUAAAGGAUCUGACCAGACAAGAAAUUGUGUGCUAGUGUGUUAUGGUGAUAGAACAUCUGAGUAUGUGAAAUCUGAGUUGCAUCACCCUCAGCCUGUCUCAAUGAUUCAGUGGAGGCCAUCAACAGGACGACAAACACGGCGAGAUGAGAAACAUUUGCCUAGGCAUGUGCUAAUAACAUGCUGCUUAGAUGGAACACUAAGACUAUGGACUGAGGUAGACAGUGGAAAGGUUAGAAAGUUAGCCAAGGACAAUCGUGAUCACAAAAUAGUGAGAAAGUCCUUUUGCGUUGCUGCUGUAAUUGAGAUAAACCAGGUCUUAAAGGGAACUCUGGGCAUGGAUGUAUUUUUUAGUUGGGCAACAGAAAUUGGGGGUAUACAUGGAAUUGGAGAAGGUAUUUGUCAGACCUUUUCAAUAGAAGGAAAUGGGCAUGACAGAGUUGGCAGAUGUGAGUGGUUAAUUGGGUUUGGUCCAGGCAGAGGAAUUACUUUUUGGGCCAUCCACUGUCUUGAUGAUAUCUCACCCUUAAGGUUUCCUCGUGUUACUUUAUGGAAGACACAGCAACUACAGGAUCUUGAAGCAGGACGUCUUCAUGGAGCUGGUCUUGCAGAUUUCAAGGACUGGUUACUUCUGGAUAAGGUUGUUGUCUUGAGGAACUGCUUGUCUGGCCCACCAAAUAUAUGCUGUUUGAUGCAUCUGUCACCUUGUAAUUUCUUGGUCAGGUCUUUGUUAUAUACCCAAAAAUCCAGUAAUAUAGAGGAUGCAUCUUUUAACAAAUCCAAGAUAGAUAAAUACCUAUCAUGUUCAGCUGGUGGUGUUUUAAAUGGAGGUCAUACAGGAAAAAUACUACAAGUUGCAAUGCACCCUCUUAUUUAUGAAGUUGAACUGGCUGUUUCUUUGGAUUCAAAUGGACUACUUCUAUUUUGGAUGGUUUCUACCAUUUCAAACUCCAAUUUCGGCCCUGCAGAACUGAUACCCAGAUGGAAACUUUCUGGUAAACUUGCAACUUAUGAUUCGUGUUCUAAAUAUACAAGCUUGAGGUGGGCACCUUCUACAUUGGGUGAAGACCAUGUUCUUCUUGUGGGACAUGCAGGUGGAAUUGAUUGCUUUAUAGUUAAGGUUUCUCAAAUUUGCGAAGAAGGCAUAAUAUGCCACUACAUAUGCACUAUACCCCUAACUGGUCAUGGUCCGUAUGAGGAUGGUCCCACCAAUAUCUUUGCAGUACCCCUGCCUUCUUCUUGCAAUAAGAUGUUUAGGUACAAUAAAUUUUUGCUUUUGGGGGUAUGGAUGAAAGGUUUUCAACCAAUUUCAUGGGAAAUUACUUUACAUUCUUAUCACUUGUCAGGAAGCUGCUGUGACUGUAAGUUUGAUGGUAAAGAUACUCCUUUCGCGCUGAAUUUUGAAAAUACUUUUGCUGAUAGAAGAUAUUGUGUUGGUGUCAAUCCUUGCUCAUCACACUUACCAGAGCCACACUGUCAUGACCAGAUUACAAGUUUUUCUGUGGUAUGCCCAGGAGAUUUCGUUUCUAUGCCAGAAAGCUUAGGUUCUGACAAAGAUCCAUCCUCUGGUGGUCCUGCAUAUAUCAUGGCAACAGGUUGCUCUGAUGGUAGUUUGAAACUGUGGAGAAGUAACUCUUCUAAACAGUCAGCUCCUCACACACCAUGGGAGCUUGUGGGCAAGUUUGUUGCACAUCAAGGUCCGGUUCGUGCUAUAUGUUUGACUGAUUGUGGUAGGAAGAUUGCAACCGUCUCUGCAGGUAGUCAUCUGGCUGGUUCCAGCAUUCUUCACAUAUGGGAAGUUGUACACCUUAUAGGGGCUGGAAGUUUCAUAUUAGAAGACAGUUUAGCUAUUGGAAAAGAUGUUGUUUCUUUAAAUUGGCUAACUUUAGGCAAUGGUCAGUUUUUUCUUGGGAUUUGCAUGCAGAAUGAGUUGCAGGUAUAUGCUCAAAAGCAUUACGGUGGUCAGACUUUGUUGAGCCCUAAACCUUUGAACCUCCAUAGCUGGUAUUGCAUUGCAGUUUCUCAUACUUUCCCUGCUAUUCGUGACUUCCUUUGGGGGCCCAAUGCCACAGCUAUUGUUGUCCAUGAUAGUUACAUUAGUCUAUUUAGUCAAUGGUUAUUUCUUGAAGAUGUAGAUGAUACACAACGAGGCAAAUGUCUUCCAAAUGUUAUCAGGGAGGGUUAUGAAGGUAGAAAAGACAAGGAGGUCCUUUCUUGCAUGUUCACAGACCGUGAAAUUGAUCUUGAAAAAGCAUCAAACGAAGGUAGUAGUAGAGGGCACAAAUCCCCAAGUCACGAGAAACUUGAUGCAAAAAAUGAUUGCUCAACAAGCAGUUUGUUUGUAGCCAUGGCUCAACUCAAACAUCAUUCAAAUGCUGUGCAAGGGAUUUGGAGUCUGGUAGAACUAGCAGAGAAGUUAAGGGGGACUUUAGCUGUUUAUCACCCUGAGGCACUCAUUAUGAACGUAUAUUCAGGAAAUUGGAAACGUGCAUAUGUAUCUGUCAGGCAUCUUGUUGAAUAUCUUGCUUCAGGCAGUGUUGCUGAGAGGAGAUACAAUUCUGCAAAUUAUAGCAAUAUUGUCCCGCAGAUCCUUUUGUCAAAUUAUUUUGAGGGAUUUCUCUUGAAAGAUUCAAGUUCAACUAAUAAGGGGUUUCAAUGGAAUGCUGAGGCAAGAUUGCCAACUUCAUCUUCACAGUUUUUUGUGUAUAAUUCCACCUCUGACGCAUCUAAUAAUAUGUUUGGUGUAUCUUCAACAAAAUCUGAACUUAGUGCUUUUGCUGAAACUCUUGAGAAGUAUGAUUUUGAGGCCUUAACCAAUAUAGAGAAGUCAAAAAUGCUUGCAAUUAUAGAUCUUCUCAGUGAUGUUCAGCAUUCUGCUCGUGCCUAUGAAAAUCUUGAUGAACCUGGGCGAAGGUCUCCUUCCAUGGAAGAGUUGGUUGGUGACUCGAGGCUGAUGAGCUGGGCCUUUCAUUCUGACUGUCAAGAAAAUUUAUUGAGUUCUUUUCUUCCUAUUGAACCAUCGUGGAAAGAAAUGCAGGCUCUUGGGUUUGGAUUCUGGUUCACUAAUGUUGCACAACUGCGUACAAGGGUAAUGCUUCGAGAUAUGGAGAAAUUGGCUAGAUUACAAUAUCUGAGGAAAAAAGAUCCCAAAGAUUGUACUCUUUUGUACAUAGUGUUGAAUAGACUUCAAGUAUUGGCUGGUCUUUUUAAAAUCAGCAAAGAUGAAAAAGAUAAACCCUUGGUUGCAUUUCUCUCCCGCAAUUUUCAGGUAUGUGCAAAUGACAUGGCUUCCUCAGCUUGUGAUAUAAUUGCUGAGUUAGUUCAGAAGUCAGAGGAGGAGAAAAAUAAAGCAGCUGCUUUGAAAAAUGCUUAUGUCUUAAUGGGAAGACAUCAGCUGGAGUUGGCCAUUGCUUUCUUUCUGCUAGGAGGUGAUACUUAUUCCGCUAUCACCGUUUGUGCGAAGAAUUUUGGAGAUGAACAGCUUGCCCUUGUAAUUUGUAGGCUUAUUGAGGGUCGUGGUGGACCAUUGGAACAGCAUUUAACUACAAAGUUUAUACUUCCAUCUGCAUGUGAGAGAGGCGAUUACUGGCUUGCAAGCCUGCUACAGUGGGAAUUGGGCAAUUAUUCUCAGUCUUUUCUGAGCAUGCUUGGUCUCCAAGCAAACUCCAUGAUUGACAAGUCUGCUCUUUCAUCAAAUAAUGCUGCUGCUUUUAUGGACCCCCAUAUUGGUCUACAUUGCCUUUCACUAGCAUCCAAAAAUAGCCUGAGGAACGCUGUUGGGGAGCAAAAUGCUGUAAUUCUUGGUAGGUGGGCUACUAUUAUGGCAGCUACUGCCUUCGAAAGAUUUGGCCUUCCUCUUGAAGCUUUGGAGUGCCUUUCAUCUUCUCUGAACAUUCUUGGGGGUAUGGAUCCAGGAAGUGUAUCAGACGUUGAUCAGUCUCAAAUAUUACCUGGCAUUUUGAAUCCAGUAGCCAGUGAAUCCUGUAACUGGCUGUCAGGCGAUGUGGCUUUGCGUCUGCAGUCCCAUAGUAAAUUAGAUUUGGCUCUUCAGUAUUUUUCAAAAUUGAUGAGGGAGCAUCCUAGUUGGCCUAAUACUGCAGUAGGAUCUGUUCAACCUGGCACAUCCUCCAAGGAUUGUGAAAUUCACCAACAUGAGAAAUCAGUAGAAGAAUUUCGAGAAAUAUUAUAUACAGGACUUUCAAAGUUUGAGCAGAAGUUUUUGGUGGUUCCUUCCUGCGUGAUCAAAAUGAUUUUAGUCUGGGUAUGCAGUAAUGGAUUACCAUUUAUUGGGUAUGACAUCAUAGUUGACUAUGCUUCUCGAAACCAUUCACAAGAUAAGAGCAAUAGUGUUGGAAUUUUCAGCUUAUAUCCUCUUCUGCAUAAGCCAUGUCUGAAAUCUAUGGAAGAUAUUUCCCUUUACCUUUCAAGAUUUAUUACUUCCUGCAACUUAACAUGCUUUCAACCUAAACCAUUUUAUAUUGAAGGAACUAUGCCUGUUGAAGUUAAAUCCUUCUGGUCAGAUGUGCAUGGGUUUUACUUUCAGGGUAUCAUGCAGGCAUUGUGGAGUUUAAGAGCUGCUAUGAGAAUUUUUUCCAGCUCAGAAGAUGUCACAAGGUCCCUUGUUAUUCUUGAUUUAUUUGAGUAUUAUAUUUAUGUUGCAUCUGCAUGGCUUCAGCGAAAAUCUAAAGGUCUAUUGUUGAUGGUAGAACCCCUCUUGAUAACUUUGACUAAUGGGCACACGCCUUAUGAAGUUGAUAUUGCGAAUCUCAAGAGCAUUCUCCACCACAUUGCAGAGUUGCCAUGUAGUCUGUCAAUGGAUGGUGCAGGAGCAGGACAUGAGGUUAUUAAAUGUUCAUCAGAUGAGCAAGAUGGACAAACAAUGCUAUCAUUCUCAGAAGAUGAAAAAUGGCACGUCAUAGGAGCUUGUUUGUGGCUGCACAUGUCUAGAUUCAUGAAACAUCAACUGCAUUUGUUGUCCAUUAAGCUUGAAGAUGGUUGCUUUUCUGGGGUUUCACAUUGCAAAGUGUCUUCCUGGGCAUCUAGUUUAACAAUUUUUGGAUCUGAUAGCAGUGGCAUGACGAAAGAAAUUGGGUUUUGCUCUUUGAUAUUGGCUAAGUUACUAAAGACCACACUUGUACAUAUUUCGUCUUAUCAUGUAAAACAACUUGCAUUAUUCCUGCAGCAGAAAGUAGAGAAUAGAUUACCAAUACCAACUCUAGUAUGGUUAAAAGAAUCUAAUCUUUCUCAAGCCAAAGCUCUCUAUCAGAAUGUCAAUGCAGACAUGAUGAAUAGCAAAGAUGAAUUAUCAUCUUUUGAUGUAUUGUGGGAUGCUUGUGCUGAUCCUCGCAUAGUAUCUGAAGGUUUUGCACAAGAAAAAAUAAAUUUAUCACUGUUUUUCAAUCAUAAAUCAUAUGAAGGCUGGAGUGAUGAAUACAUGAGCAUCACUGCAGAGCUUGAAACUGAAGAUACCCUCGAACAUGAAGGUAGGCUUAGCAAUCGUCCUUCCAGUGAUGAAAUUGGAUCAACUUCUACUGGUCUUUUCAGGAAUGGCCGUACUUUCCUAAGUUCCUGGCAGAAGGAUGCAGUUAUGACAAAGGAGGUGUCUCAUUUCCAAAAUGCUAAAGAAGUACAUAAGAGGGAUGGAGAGCUUUUGGAGGUAGUUAUUACUGCAUCUUUUAUCUUAACCAUAAUGGAAGACUAUGGCAUUAAUUUGGUGCCAUUAGCUCUGUGUAUCAACUCCGUUGAUGAAAGGCAAGCUGCUCUGGCCAGCAACCGCAAGGGAAUAGUUUUCUUUUCUUGGGAAGACGGGUUACCUUUUGGAGAUCAAUCAGAGUAUACAUGGUCAGAUGCUGAUUGGCCACCAAAUGGGUGGGCAGAUGCUGAAUCAACCCCGAUUCCUACAUGUGUCUCUCCUGGUGUUGGUCUUGGUAGGAAGAAAGGGGCACACCUUGGAUUGGGUGGGGCAACUAUUGGUGUGGGUUCUUUAGCCAGGAGGAGAAAUUUGACAGGCAAUGGAGCAUUUGGCAUUCCAGGUUAUGCUGGUAUUGGUCCCUCAGGCUUGGGUUGGGAGGUUCAAGAGGAUUUUGAGGAGUUUGUUGAUCCACUAGCUACUGCAGAAAAUAUAAGUACAACAGCUUUUUCCAGUCACCCCUCAAGGCCUUUCUUUUUGGCUGGUUCCAGCAAUACGCAUGUUUACUUAUGGGAGUUUGGUAAGGACAAAGCUACUGCAACUUACGGGGUUCUCCCUGCUGCAAAUGUUCCCCCACCAUAUGCUCUUGCAUCGAUAUCAGCUUUGCAGUUUGAUCACUAUGGACAUAGAUUUGUUACCACUGCAUUAGAUGGAACUGUCUGCACAUGGCAGCUGGAGGUUGGAGGAAGGAGCAACAUCCAUCCAACAGAAUCAUCUCUCUGCUUGAACGGCUAUGCAUCGGAUGUCACAUACAUUACUUCAAGUGGAUCAGUUAUUGCUGCAACUGGAUAUAGCUCCAUUGGUGCUAAUGUGGUUAUCUGGGAUACAUUGGCUCCACCUAUGACUGCACAAGCUUCCAUUUUUUGUCAUGAAGGUGGUGGCCGCUCCAUUUCUGUGUUUGAUAAUGACAUUGGAAGUGGUUCUAUUUCUCCUCUUAUCAUAACUGGUGGUAAAGGUGGUGAUGUUGGACUUCAUGACUUCCGAUACAUAGCAACUGGAAGGACUAAAAGGCACAACAUGAACAACAAUGCCCCUUCUAAUACUGACAAGCAGACAGGAGUUGGUAACCAAUUGGGAGGGCAGAAUCUGAACGGGAUGCUGUGGUACAUACCAAAGGCUCAUUUAGGAAGUGUCACCAAAAUAUCCACAAUCCCACAUACCAGUUUGUUCUUGACUGGAAGCAAAGAUGGAGACAUAAAACUUUGGGAUGCCAAAGCAGCCAAGUUGGUUUACCAUUGGCCAAAGUUGCAUGAAAAACGCACUUUUUUGCAACCAAGCUCGCGGGGUUUUGGUGGAGUUGUCAGGCUACUGAAAUCAUUACAAAGUCCAGAAAGGGAUCAAAUCAACCGGCCACUGGUGUUGAGAUUUGGACUGUUGUCUGCCAAUUUUCACUGGCGGUGA
Dovyalis caffra is the source of this 7719-nucleotide messenger RNA. The record is from the annotation of a GenBank genome assembly. NCBI's taxonomy places the organism in Eukaryota, Viridiplantae, Streptophyta, Magnoliopsida, Malpighiales, Salicaceae.